UUAAUAUUGUUGUGUCUGAACUGUUUGGAAACCGGAUACCCACCAGGGUGUCAACAUUGACGAUCCGUGAUGUCACUACGUUGUUGUAAAUUAGCUUCUUGGCAAGACGAAACAGCAGGAAACAUAUUACCAUUAGUGGUUGUGAAACAAGUUAUUCUUAAAUGAUUUGACUCAAGCUUUAUCCUUUAAUUUGACAUUUUUCAUUUCAGCGAGUGUCAAAGGAUAACGGUACGUAGGGAACCAUAGCUGUCUUUCACUGCAUUGUCGUGGACAUUCAUCUGGUUAGAUUUAACGUUAUUCCAAUGCGGAAGAUCUCCACUGGCAGUAAAGUCGAAGUAGAGACGCUCUUGUCAGGCUUAACUCAAUGGCUGAGACCGAAGGAUUUAUAGAGGGACGUGUAACGGUGUACUCAGUGAUUGGUUGUCCACACUGCCUCCAAGCCAAAUCAACAUUAAAGAAACUAGGAUUGCCGGUGUGUGAUGUGGACAUAAAUCAACAAGCAGCUCUGAGGGAUCAGGUGAAGAAACUGACUGGCCGUAGCACAGUUCCUCAGAUAUUCUUCAACAACGUCCAUGUGGGGGGUAAUGACGACCUGCAAAAGCUGGCGCCAGAGGAGCUUCAGCGUUUGGUGCAAAUGGUGAGAGAACAGCCAGUUCCAGCAGAUGCACCUCCUUUACCUGAGGAGGGCAGUUCAGAUACUACAGCGGAGAGUGGAGAGUUUGUGUGUGAGAGGGAUGCUUUUGCGGACUUGGUAGAGGAGUUCAAGUCCAGCGGGGUGAUUGGCUGCCACAGGAAGGGCUUGAAAAUGUGCAGGAACAGCUUCACAGGGCUGCAGCUGGUGGACUGGCUGCACUCAGAGAAGGGGAUGGACAGGCAAAAGGCACGUGAACUUGGACAGGGUUUAAUGGACAGGAAGUACUUUAAUGCUGUGGCGGGAAAGGGUGGUUUUGAAGAGAGUAGCGCCUUGUUCAGGUUGCUGGAACAUGACCCCAACGCUGCACUCAACACAGGAGAAAUGGCAGCAUGCAGUGUCUUGAAGGCAUCGGAACUCUCUGAGAUCCUGAGGAACCUCAUCCUGAAACUUUAUGCAGACAACCUGUCCUCUGAUGGCAAGUCUGUGGACUACAAGGCCAUGGCCCAGAGCUCCUUCUUUGAGCAAUACUGUGAGCUGGCGGUGCAGCUGCAGCGGGUGGAGCUGGGCUCCCUCAGCCGCGAGGAGAAGCUGGCCUUCUUCAUCAAUGUUUACAACGCACUCGUCAUCCACGGAAAUGUGCGCCUGGGCGCCCCCAAGAACAUGUGGCAGCGCUACCGGUUCUUUAACUACGUGAGCUACCUCAUUGGAGGCGAGGUGUUCACCCUUCAGGAUAUUGAGAAUGGAGUGUUGCGAGGCAACAGGAAGGGCGUAGCACAGAUCCUGAAGCCCUUCUCAAAGAGUGACCCCAGGCUCCAGGUGGCUCUUCCUGAUCCUGAGCCUCUCAUUCAUUUUGCUCUGAACUGUGGUGCCAAAGGCUGUCCCCCAAUCAAGACUUACACACCACAGGGAAUAGAUAGUCAGCUACGUACUGCAGCUGAAGCUUUCCUAGAGGAUGAUGAUGGAUGCCUUGUGGACCCUGACAAAGGAGAGGUGAAGCUCAGCCAGAUCUUCAAAUGGUACAAGGUAGACUUUGGAGGCACAGACGAGAAGCUGCUGUCCUGGAUCUUAAAGCACAUGAAUGACUCGCCUAAAAAGCUGAACCUGCAAAGCCUGCUGUCAUCUGGGUCUAUCAAAGUGACAUUCAUGCCCUAUGAUUGGUCUACCAACAGCAGAGACUGAGCAGGCCUUCCCUACGCUGUUCAGAGAAGGACAGUAGGCCUCUGUUGAUGUUCACUUGUCCGAUGAAGUACUUCCAACAUAACCACUGUUGUCUGACCAAGUAUGUCAGAGCAACCUUGAAAAGUAGCAGUUUCUAUCUCUCUUGUACUCUAGUUGACUAUGCAUUCAGCUCUUUUGAUUUCUCAGCACUACAAGGGACAGUCUAAUCCUGUAGCAUGGUCGAUACUGUUGAUAAGUCUUCCAGUUAACAGUACAAAUAAGAUUUCUGCAUUUUGCAGAAUACAAAUCAAAAGUAAAUGAUUUCAUAAUAUCUAUUUAUUUAAUCUGCACUUUUACGAAUAUUUAACUGUUUUAUAUCAAAUAGCUGAUAGAUUUUACUGCAAAUCUCAGAGUAAUAGCAUUUUUGA
Clupea harengus (Atlantic herring) is the source of this 2220-nucleotide messenger RNA. RefSeq lists its product as uncharacterized. The coding region runs from base 365 to 1813 and encodes 482 amino acids. The record is from RefSeq and is a predicted model, not a curated record. Gene Ontology annotation, molecular function: electron transfer activity. The transcript is spliced from 11 exons. Gene Ontology annotation, biological process: cell redox homeostasis; intracellular signal transduction. NCBI's taxonomy places the organism in Eukaryota, Metazoa, Chordata, Actinopteri, Clupeiformes, Clupeidae.